Molecule: messenger RNA, 1926 nt
Organism: Strongylocentrotus purpuratus (purple sea urchin)
Lineage: Eukaryota; Metazoa; Echinodermata; Echinoidea; Camarodonta; Strongylocentrotidae
Product: urotensin-2 receptor-like
Exons: 1
Coding region: 1-1050 (349 amino acids)
Biological process (GO): neuropeptide signaling pathway
Cellular component (GO): membrane
Molecular function (GO): urotensin II receptor activity
Source: RefSeq, a predicted model, not a curated record
AUGGCGGAUUCAUGGAUGUACACCCUGCCGAACGUGUCGAGCAACGGUUCGUUAUUGAACAGCUCAUCUCUGGACUUCGAGGAUGAUGUCAUGUUCAAUUCAUUCCUAGUCGCUGGAUUUCUAUGUAUCUUUGUUGUUGGUGUCUUUGGAAACAGCAUUGUUAUUCUGCUAACAUUCCGACCAACGUGCAGCGUGAGUGUCAACACAAUCAAUACUUAUAUUGUCAAUGUUGCCUUUUCGGAUUUGCUCUAUAUCUUCGGCUGCCUGUUUUAUACGCUAACGAACUAUAACCAAAAUGGAUGGAUGUUCGGUGAUAUCGGUUGCAGACUUAUUUUGGGACAGGAUAUCUUAACCAUGCACGUGAGUACUUUUAUUCUCACUAUUAUGAGUGUCGAGCGAUAUGUCGCGGUGGUGCACCCGAUGAUUUCAUUGCGUUACCGGAGCGUUGGCUUCGCCCGCCGGAUCAGCGGGGCGGUGUGGUUAACAGGUCUGGUGGUUACUUUACCCAUGAUUAUUUACAUGUCGGAGGUACACGUUGAGGAUAGGGAUAAGUAUUCCUGCACAUGGACGCUGGAUGCUGAUCGUUCUCUGCCCAACUACAUGCUCGCUAUCUUUCUCAUCACAUUCCUCAUACCUUCAGUCAUCACCGCCACGGUUUACGUACUCCUCCUGUUCCAUUUCCUCAACCUGGUCAGUCCUGCACAUUCGGCCAAUCGUCGGACCAAGCGAUCCAAACGCAAGGUGGCCCAAAUCAUCUUCGUCAUCGUGUUCAUCUUCUGGCUUUGUUACAUCCCUUUCUGGACCUACCAGCUCAUCAUCUUAAGAAACGUGAACUUUGAUUCCAAUAACAUUAUGGGACUGGUCACAUUGGUCCUGUCCUACCUAAACUCCUGCGUCAACCCUUUCCUCUACACCCUUCUACCCAGAAGGUACAACAUGUGGAAGCGGAUAUGUAGCAGUCGUUCUAGGCGGACCUACACCCCUGUCCAUGUGCAACUAGCGGCCGCCAAAAGAAUCGGCCAUGUCCACAACGGGCACGCGGUCCUAUGAACCCUUCGUCGGGUGCAGUUGAAUGCACCCGAUACAAGUUCGUCUAGCACAGGAUAAACUCGUUUUGAUACUUUAUUCAUCAUCGUUACAGAGCAUGGUUAAGCGUCUUUAGCGGCCUAUAUAUAACAUGUGCCUUUCUGGACCUUCUGGGAAGAGUAGAAACAAUCUCAAUUUGUACAGCAUAUAGUUUAUUCAAAAGACUUAAUCCAUAUCGAAAUUGUCACAUUAAUAUCAUUUUGUAUAACGCCAUCGUAUCCGUAAUGUUAGACGUAAUAUGGUCAUGUUUCAAGCCUACCAAUUUGUGAUAUAUAUAUAUUUGCAAAAUACUAGUCAUUCGGGAGCAGUUGCAUCGACGGUUACUUUUUAAAAAAGUAACUAUGUGAUGGGCUGUGCUUAAUUAUAUUUGAUGAACGUGUGCAAAUACUAUCCAUUCCAAUAACCAAAAACAGUGCAUAAAAAAGACACAAACUUUGGCAUUCCAUCAGGCCGUCAGCUCAUAAAACUGACUAUACUGGUCUCGUGAACCCUCAGAAUAAUUUAUCACAAUGCCCACAGGACCGAAAUGUCAGCCCCCCUGACCGUUGGCCUGGUAAACAUUCAGAAAUCAUUUCAGAAGGUUGAAAAGACCGACAUGGUCAGUCUAGUGUCCUGUCGAUCUCGCCGCUCUUGAUUUCGAGCCAGGCAAAACAAAAAUAAUGGGGUAUAUAUUAAAAACAAAAGACGAUUUCAAUGUAUAGAAUUUCAAAAAUUAAAUCAACUACAUGAGAGGACAGAGCAUGCGAUGUUCAAUUUCUUAAUUUACCGACGAAAUAUCUAAUCAAUAUCAACUUUUAGCGGUUCGUGAAUAUGUAUUUGAAUUUCUCGGUAUUUUAUACA